AUGAGUCGUCUACACACAAAAUUAAAACCUUCACAAGAAAUGACAAAACGAUAUGAAGUCAUGGAGAAAUCUACAGUAACAUCUAACGACCAAAUGUCAUUAUUUCGCCCACCCGUUGUGCGCUCCGCAGCGGGAGUACUCGAUCGUGCUCUAUUUUCCAAAACUAUACCAAUUUCCGCAGCAAGAUUGAUGAAUAAUAAAAUUAUAUCAAAAUGUCGAUCGCAAUUGACAAAAAGCAAAGAAAUGUUGUUGGAAGAUAGAGUUGCGCCUAUACGAUCGGAUCCAGACCCAGAAUUUGCGGCGAAAGGUGGAAAGUGUUUGCUUCUGAAUCCUAAAGUAAAACAUGAUGAUCCUACCACUUGGAGUCCAAUUUUACAUGAAGCUGUGAAGGCACAGGAAUUGGGAGUUAUCCCAUUUGAUUUGACUCUGGGUUAUGAUCAUUGGAAUUAUAUCGAUAUCAUGAAAUCUAUUCUUCCCGAAGAUGCCCAAGGAGAGAUUCCAGUCGGUUUCGCCAUUGUCGGGCAUGUUGCCCAUCUCAACCUACAUGACGAAUAUCUUCCUUAUAAGUCUCUCGUUGCGGCAGUUCUUAUGGACAAAAAUCCCACCAUCCGUACGGUCAUCAACAAAAUUGAUGAUGUGGGCACCGUUUCUGAAUACCGGACUUUCUCUUACGAAGUGCUCGCCGGUGAAGAUAACAUGAAUGUUGAAAUCCGCGAGGGAGAUUGUACGUUUCGAUUCGAUUACUCGAAAGUUUAUUGGAAUAGUAGAUUGCAAACAGAACAUAAGCGAUUGGUGGAUCUGUUUGAGCCUGGGGAUGUCGUCUGUGACGUUAUGGCGGGGGUGGGUCCCUUCGCCUUACCAGCAGGAAAGAAAGGGGUUUUUGUGUGGGCAAAUGAUUUGAAUCCGGAUAGUUAUAAGGCUAUGAAAGAUGCGGUUGUUAGAAAUAAGGUCGAAAAUUUUGUUCAUCCCUUCAACGAAGAUGGCCACAAAUUCAUCCAUCAAGCCGCAGACGAACUCCUCCGACUCACCGCCACAAAUCAAAAUACCAUUACUAUCGCUCCCAAACGACCCUCUCGCAGUGCUCCUCCGUCAACUCAGCCACCUCCACCUCCCAAAGUCCUCACCAUUCCCAACACCAUCUCCCACUUCGUAAUGAAUCUCCCUGCCACCGCCAUAGAUUUCCUUCCCUCCUUCCAUGGCCUCUAUCAUAAAUCUCAACACCUAUUUGCCCCACAUACAAAAACAAAAUUGCCAAUGGUACAUGUCCAUUGUUUUGCGGCAAAGAAUGAAGAUAACGAGGCGGCUAAUAUAGAAAUUUGCGAAAGGGUGAGCGAGAAAUUGGGUAUGAAGAUUGAGCAGGGUGAUAAGUAUGAAACGAAGGUUUGGGAUGUGAGAGAUGUGGCGCCGAAGAAGAGGAUGUUCUGUGUUAGUUUCAGGAUUCCAGAAGAGGUAGCUUUUGGGGAGAGGAGGGGUUAG
Messenger RNA from Botrytis byssoidea, 1476 nucleotides. RefSeq lists its product as uncharacterized. The transcript has 6 exons. The coding region runs from base 1 to 1476 and encodes 491 amino acids. The record is from RefSeq and is a predicted model, not a curated record. Gene Ontology annotation, biological process: mitochondrial tRNA methylation; tRNA N1-guanine methylation. Lineage: Eukaryota; Fungi; Ascomycota; Leotiomycetes; Helotiales; Sclerotiniaceae. Gene Ontology annotation, cellular component: cytoplasm; mitochondrial matrix.